GCUCCGCCAGCUCCUCCCGCGGGCGGCGGCGCCGGCAGCGCGGGGAUGGCGAGCGGGGGCUGCCGGUGGCUACCGGGGCUCUGCCUGGGGCUACCGGGGCUGUCCCUGGGGCUACCGGGGCUCUGCCGGUGGCUACUGUCGGUGUCCCUUUGGCUACCGGGGCUCUGCCCGGGGCUACCGGGGCUCUGCCGGUGGUUACUGUCGGUGUCCCUGUGGCUACCGGCGGUGUCCCUGUGGCUACCGGCGGCCGCCGCGUUCAACCUGGACGGGAGCAGCCCGGUGCUGAAGGACGGGGACCGGGGCAGCCUCUUCGGCGCGGCCGUGGCGCUGCACCGGCAGCUGAGCCCCGAGCCCCGGGCGUGGCUGCUGGUGGGAGCCCCCCGGGCGCUGGCACUGCCCGGCCAGGCCGCCAACCGCAGCGGGGCUCUGUUCGCCUGCCCGCUGAGCGCCGAGCCCUCGGACUGCUGGAGGGUGCCCAUCGACGAGGGAGAGGACCCGCAGCGCGAGAGCAAAGAGAACCAGUGGCUGGGGGUCAGCGUCGAGAGCCAAGGGCCGGGCGGCAAGAUCGUGACCUGCGCGCACCGGUACGAGGUGCGGCACCGCGUGCGGCAGCCGCUGGAGACGCGGGACGUGAUCGGGCGCUGCUUCGUGCUGAGCCAGGACCUGGGGGCGCGGGACGAGCUGGACGGCGGCGAGUGGAAAUUCUGCGAGGGCCGAGCCCCGGGCCACGAGCGCUUCGGCUCCUGCCAGCAGGGCCUGGCGGCCGCCUUCAGCCCCGACCGCCGCUACGUGCUGCUCGGGGCCCCCGGCACCUACAACUGGAAGGGGACGCUGCGAGUGGAGCAGCUCCAGCAGAGCUCCCUGGACCUGCUGCGCCCGGACGCCGGCCCCUUCGAAGCGGGGGGCGAGAAGGAGCAGGACCCCUCCCUGAUCCCCGUGCCCGCCAACAGCUACCUCGGGCUGCUCUUUGUGACAAACAUUGAGAGCGCCGCCCCCGACCAGAGGGUCUUCCGGACCCCCGAGCCCGGAGAGAGGGUCCCCGGCGCGGCCGCGGACGUGGGGCACAAUUCCUACCUGGGGUUCUCGGUGGCCGCGGGCCCGGGGCUGACGCGCCGCCACCAGCUGAGCUUUGUCACGGGCGCGCCCCGCGCCAACCACACCGGGGCCGUGGUGAUCCUGCGCAGGGACAGCGCGUCCCGCCUGGUGGCCGAGGCCGUGCUGGGCGGCCACCAGCUGAGCUCGGCCUUCGGCCACGCGCUGGCCCUGCUGGACCUCAACAGCGACGGCUGGAUGGACCUGGCCGUGGGCGCCCCCCACUUUUUCGAGCGGCAGGAGGAGCUGGGGGGGGCCGUGUACGUUUACAUCAACCCGGGGGGGCUCUGGGGCAGCGCGACCCCCGAGCGCCUGAGCGGCCCCCGCGGCUCCGCCUUCGGCACCGCGCUCUGCUCGGCCGGGGACCUGGACCGGGACGGCUUCGAGGCAGAAGAAGAAGGCGCCCAAGGCCGGGGCGCGGGCGGGCCCGGGGCCGGAGGAGGGGCCGGGGAGGCCCCGGGCGGAGCCGGGCGGUGCCCAUCAACGGUUUCCCAUGGCAACGGUCCCCAUGGCAACGGUUCCCAUGCAACGGUUCCAUGGCAACGGUUCCCAUGGCAACGGCGGGCCGGCCCCGAGCCCCGGCCCGAGCCCCCGCCAGCCCUGGAGAACGGAACGGAGGCGGCGCCUGGCCCGGCCCCGAGCGGGGCCCGAUCCCCCAAAAAACUGGGCCCCAGCCUGGAGCGCUCCCUGAAGGACCUGCAGCGCUGCUCGGUGGCCCUGGCGCGGUUCCGGGCCCUGCUCAGGGACGAGGUGGAGAAUUCCCUGCGCAGGGUGAAGGGAGCCUUCUCCGACAUCCAGGGAUGCCUCAUGGAUCGCGAGGUGGCUCUGCUGGCCGAGAUGGACAAAGUCAAGGCAGAAGCAAUGGAGCUGCUGUCGCUGCGGCAGCGCCGGGCCGAGGCGCUGCGGGCUCUGACCGAGGCGGCCCCGGCCAUGUCGGAGGAGCAGCUGCAGGAGCUGCGGGCGGACAUCAAGCACUUUGUCAGCGAGCGGAAGUUCGAUGAGGAGCUGGGCCGGGCCGGGCGCUUCGGCUGCGACCUCGAGGCCCUGAGGGGCAGCAUCGGAGCCUUCGGCCAAGUUUCCCACCCCAGGCCCAGCUAUUCCAGCCGCUCCCGCUGCAGCUCCGGCCCCGGAUCCUCGGGAUCGGCUCCGGGAUCGGCCCCGGGAUCAGCCCCGGGAUCGGCCCCGGGAUCAUCCACGACGUUCCCGACGGGAUCGGCCCCGGGAUCCCCCCCGGGAGCCCCAGAAUUCCUGCCGGGAUCAGCUCCAGGAUCAGCUCCAGGAUCAGCCCCGGGAUCAGCUCCGGGAUCGGCCCCGGGAUCGGCUCCGGGAUCAGCUCCGGGAUCAGCCCCGGGAUCGGCCCCGGGAUCCCCCGCGGGCGGCGCGGCCCCAACGGAGCCACCCCCGACCCCACAGCCCCCCCAGCGGAUCCGGAAACCUCCGGGAGCAGCCGGACCCCGCCCCUCCCCCCCAGCGCCCCCCGCCCCGGGGCCCCGCAGGAGCCGCCCCGAGGGGGCCAAUUCCUGA
Haemorhous mexicanus (house finch) is the source of this 2616-nucleotide messenger RNA. Its product is annotated as integrin alpha-7-like. The record is from RefSeq and is a predicted model, not a curated record. Lineage: Eukaryota; Metazoa; Chordata; Aves; Passeriformes; Fringillidae. Gene Ontology annotation, biological process: cell adhesion mediated by integrin; leukocyte migration; cell-cell adhesion. Gene Ontology annotation, cellular component: external side of plasma membrane; integrin complex. Gene Ontology annotation, molecular function: integrin binding.